AUGUACCCGCACCAAGAAUGAUUACAUUAGAACGUCAAUUAUAUCAAAGUGUAUUGAUUAGUUGGAAACCGCCUGAAAUGAAUGCCUUAAAUGAAAAUAAAAUUGUAUCCGCUUAUCACAUCUACGUAGAUGGACAAUUUCGGCUAGCUGUAAUGGCAAAAGAAAAAACUCGUGCACUCAUAGAUAAUGUCGAUGCUGACAAAGUAAACUAA
Molecule: messenger RNA, 212 nt
Organism: Schistosoma turkestanicum
Lineage: Eukaryota; Metazoa; Platyhelminthes; Trematoda; Strigeidida; Schistosomatidae
Source: the annotation of a GenBank genome assembly